This is a messenger RNA of Pararge aegeria (speckled wood butterfly), 1778 nucleotides long. RefSeq lists its product as uncharacterized. Lineage: Eukaryota; Metazoa; Arthropoda; Insecta; Lepidoptera; Nymphalidae. The record is from RefSeq and is a predicted model, not a curated record. The transcript is spliced from 2 exons. The coding region runs from base 28 to 1665 and encodes 545 amino acids.
UCGGAUUACAUCAUAGUUUUUGUGGCAAUGUGUAAGAGGGAGGUUCUUUUGGCUCUGAUCGUAUUGGUUCCUGUAACGAUCGGGGUACGGAUUAAUUUUACAAACUGCCAUUAUCCUGAAUGGUCUUGCGUUAACAACGCAUCUAAUGAUCUUGUUUAUACGUGUUCGACUGUAAGAAGUAGUGAUUUCAUUAUACACCUAAAGGAUUUUUAUACUGACGAAAUCCACAGCAUCACGGUUCAAAAUUGUAGAGACUUGAGAGUUGUGCUUGAUUGCCCUAUAUUACAACGCGUAUCUCAAUUGCAGAAAUUGAUUAUUAAAGACUGUGAUAGACUUGAGUUUAUUUCACUUUCCACCAAUUCACUAUUACAGACUCCACCAGAAGUGAGAAUCGAAAAUGUCAGAGAAAUCGUUUCCUUUCCUAGAAAUUUAUUUAAAUCUCCAAAUACUAAUACCGAACUGAAGUGCAUGGGAGCCGCUUCAUUUAAAAAGCUGCACGUUAUAAACAGUAAGAUUAACUCCAUUAGUACGAGAGCUAUAUACAAUGUCAGUGGUAUUAAAAGUAUGGAAUUUGAAAAUGUAACGAUAAGUGAUAUACAAACUGAAGGCAUUGAAGUUUUUAUGGCAAACAACAAUACACUGUUUUCUAUUAAAAACAGCAAAAUUGAAAACAUGGAUUUCAAAGCUGUUACAGUACAGAGUGCCACUGUUAAAAUUGCCUCCAACAUUUUUGCUGACGUGAUUGCAAAUGUACUAAACAUUUCAUCGGAUCAUUUAUUUUUAAUAAGCAAUACAUUUGAAGAAGUAUGUGCGAAUAGUAUAGCUAUAAACUCUAUUAACAUUGAUAUAUCGGAUAACACGUUUGAAUCUAUAAAAAGCAAUGCACUCGCAAACGUUAAGUGCUCAAGAAAACGUUCCAAUAAGAAGAAUAUCAAUAUCCUAAGAAAUACAUUCAAACAUGUAGAGCCAUAUUCUUUAUAUUUUGAUCACGCGAGUUGUAAAUCAGCUGGAGCUCAAAUUACAUUUCGUGAAAAUAAAAUUGAUUGCCGUUGUCGCAACAUUUCAUUUCUAAAUUCGGCCACAAAUAAUGAACAAAAUAGUUUAAUUUUAAAUGUUUCAAAUAACAACACUUGCUUGGUGACAUAUUGUAUACUACCAGUCGAAGUGGUAAAAUUAUUGCUAGAAUUAGAUAUGUGUCAUUUGAAUAUUGAUCCCCAAGUAAUGUGCUUACUUUAUAAUGAUAAACAAUCAAGUAACAAUAAGAAAAAUGAAGUGACUACUGACGAUGAAGUAACGGAACCAGCACCUACGUUCUAUUUGAUCAGGCAGGCAAACACUCUUAGUGAUACAGGUGCAGCUAUGACAGCGAUUGAUAAGGAUACUCUUUUGAAAGAUAGCAAUCUAAAUCUGACAAAUAGAACUUUAAUAAAGUUCGUUUUUGAUUCAUCAAAAGAUUUUGUUGAAACGUUACGAAGUACGAGUAGGACUCGAAAUAGACCCACAGAAAAGUCUCCCUCGAACGAAGAGUACGUUAGUCACUGUGUUGGUACGCAAUGCAGAAACGACAACGUUUACAAUCGGCAAAGAGCCUUGGAUUUUUACAAAUACGUCUACGCCCAACUACGCACACCAAGACAGAAUGAUAACAAGAUAAACAAAAUGUAAUUUAGUUAUCAAUGAGAAAUAAAUGUGUAGAUAAUAUUUAAUUGACUUUUUUGCCCCUUAAAUACAUAGAUAAUACCCCAAAAAACUGUUAGCAAAAUUAAUACUAAACAACA